Messenger RNA from Leptopilina boulardi, 1689 nucleotides. RefSeq lists its product as uncharacterized. NCBI's taxonomy places the organism in Eukaryota, Metazoa, Arthropoda, Insecta, Hymenoptera, Figitidae. The record is from RefSeq and is a predicted model, not a curated record. The transcript has 5 exons. The coding region runs from base 225 to 1433 and encodes 402 amino acids.
UUUGAAUUCCUUGUAUUGGAAUUUAAAAAUGCGGUCGCAAUAAUGUCGAGUCGAUAUUGUUACCACGACAACAGGACAAUACAAAGUAGUAACAGACACUCAAUCAUUCAUUUUCACUUUUAAACUUGUGAAGUAUUCUUUAAAAAAAAGAAAACGAAAAUAUUAAUUUAUAAUCACUAAUUUUGAAUAAUUAUUGUGUGUAUCUUUAAAAAAAAAUAAUAAUAAUGCCUUUAGUUGAACAAUCAAGUUACGGUAGUCAACAAAUUAAUGUGCCACCAAGUUUACCGAUGAUUUUAAAACAAUUUUGCAAAGCUGCAAUAAGAACACAACCAUACGAUCUUCUUAAAUGGUCCAGUGCUUAUUUUCGCGCUUUAGCAGAAGGUGAAGAACCUCCGUCAAAAAUUAGAUUGGAAUAUCCUCCACCCACAACUGCUUCAGGAUUAACUUUAGGAUUUUUAAAAGUUCUUUUACGACAAUUAGGAGAUUACAAUAAAGUGGUGCCUGUGGAAACACUUUUACGUAGAUGGGAUUGUUUAUGUCUCGAUCGUAAGGAUUUAAAUUUAAUAAUGUUAAUUGGCAAAUUUCGUCGCAAAUGUCAAGUGAAAAAAUUCCUCGCAAUUGCUGUAGGUCUAUUAACAUCAAGUUUAUUUGAAACGAUGAUUAUGAUUUGUGAAUUAUUUACACAUGAACCUGACGGUGGAUCGGCAAUGAUUCCUGUCUCAUUAUUCAUGGAAUUAUAUGGAUUUUUGGCUGGACUUCGAUGCGAUGGAACCGCAAGAGAUCCUGGCGAUGAUCCUCAUUGUACAUUCUUUGACGAAUCAGAUCAAGGAGAUAAUUCCGAAAAUCAUGAUUGUUUGGAGAAAAGUAAAAUGAAAAAUUUUUCAUCUCCAACAAGUCAGGAUACGGAAACUGAUGUUAAUCUAGAUUUGGAAUCAUGUAAAGAUGAUGACGAGUCAUUAAUUAAAAAUGAAAAGAACAAGACUUCAGAAAAUCGUGAAGAAAAAUUGACAUCAGAAGAAAGUGAUGAACAAUUAUUGUCAAAUGGCAAAUCUCCAAAUAAUGAAACAUCGGAUAAUAGUUCAAAAUUGGCGGAUAAUAAUAAUUUUAUACAAUCUGAUAAUGAGGAUUCGGUGGAAGUGAAAAAAAUUUUGGAUAAAAAUUCCGAACAAAGUAGCGUUGAAUUAAAAAUUAAAAACAAUCGUCGAAUUUCCAUUUCAGAUGGAGAACGAGUAAAAAUGAAAAUUUCUGAUUCUUCAUUGUACAAAUUUUAUCCAAAUAUACCAGGAAUUGGACCUCGUUUAUCAGCCGAGGAAGUUGCUUGUAUUGCAAUAUGGAUGAGUGAAUGCGCAAGAAGACAAGAAGGAAUGGUUGGUCCUCGAAAUCUUCGUCAUUCUCAAUGUCCACCUUUGGACAAACAACGAAUUCAUCGCUAAUAGAAAUAUCAAAAAAUAAUUUAAUAUAAAAAUUAAUAACGAGGCAUUGAAACAGUUCCUCAAGACUGAUUGUUAUAAAAAAAUUCAUUUUUUUGUAUCGUUGACGAUACAAAUUUAAAAAAAAGAAAAAAUAAUUAAUCACUUUCUCAAUCGUUAGUUUCUUUAGAGAUUUAAAAUAGAAUUGUUAUGUUAACAUUGACUUAUUGAUUUAUAGACUGUAAUUCUAUAUUUGAAAACUGUAGUAAAAUUUAUUCAG